GGAUCUUUGGAAUCUCCAGAAACAGGAUUGUUUUUUAGGUGACAUAAUGGUCGUUAAUCGUGAAAUCACAACGGUUGAGUAUGGGCUUGAAUCUGAAUCAUUGCAUAUGACUGAGGGAGACUGCCCUAGACUGGAUGACAGUGGGAUACCGCUACUAAAAGAUGUGAGAUGCAUAAUAAAUGAGGCCAGUCGUUUGCUUCCAUUCACCAAAUACUUGGCCGAUGAGGCAGAAUUUACUAGGAUGUAUGGGAGAGUUUUGCAUCUUCUGAAUGUUCCAGUACUGCCAUUAGCCAUAAAAACCUUAAUUCAUUUUUGGGAUCCUGAAUAUCGAUGUUUUACAUUUGGGAAUAUCGACAUGGUUCCUACCAUUGAAGAAUACGGUGUUUUGACAGAAUUUCCUGAGGAUAUCCAUAAGGUUUACUUUCAUCAAAAGAUUGAGAAUACUAUAGAGGAGCUCGCUAAGCUAUUGGGAAUCCGUCAAAUGAGCUUAUAUAGAGAAAAAAAUAAUUCUGGGGGUUUGAGAUGGAAACGACUAGAAGAGCUUUUGAUUGCUAAAAAGUCUAAUAUUGAUGCUAAUUUGGAGGUAUACCGAAUAUUGGCUUUGGGGAUAUUUGGGUUGAUUUUGUUUCCUUCGACGGCCGGAAUUAUCAGUUUAGAGGCAGCUAAUUUGUUUAUGGAGUAUGAGAAGACCAAAAUUAAUCCUUCUGCUGCGAUCUUGGCUGAAACUUUUUUAUCUCUCAAUCAUUGCAAAAGGAUUGGGAAAGGUUCUAUGAGAUGUUGUGUUCCAUUGUUGUUCAUUUGGAUGGUAAGCCAUAUAGAGUCCGAGACACCAGUAUUCCGAAAUUUUUGGUGGUUUGAUCAAAAGCCACUCGAGUUAUUUGUAUCAAGUGAAUGGGAAAACUUUUCUGAAGAUGAUUGGAGGGUAAAAUUGCAAGGAAUUCCGCAAAGCAAUUUUAAUUGGAGAGCCCCAUGGAUGAAAAAUGUAGCAUACCUAAUGGGCUGUGGGAAAAAGCCUUGGGUACCUUUGAUUGGGGUGACUGGGUAUAUUAGUUAUGCACCUGCUUUGGUUGCAAGACAGCUUGGGGGCAUACAAAGCAUUCCAAGAACAGUUGGUUUAGCUCAAUUCACUGAAGUCUACAAAGGAGCAUAUAAUGAAAUACUAGAGAGCAUUAAGCAUGAUUGGGGUUCUUUGGUGAUAGUUAAAAAGGAGAUAGGUGUAAGGAAUCCUACGGUUAGUGAAAGGUAUCCCGAAUGGCGUAAUGGAAGAGUCUCUUAUAUGGCAGAAGUUUCUGAAUCUGUGGGCACUCGAAGGAAAAGAGUGAACAAUGAAGAAGAAUUAAGGGAACAAGUAAAAUUGUUACAAGCCGAGCUUAAAGCAAAGGAGGAGCAGAGAGUGUCCUUGGAGCAGCAGUUAGCCAAAGAAAGAACUGUGAGAAAAACAGUUGAAGAAGAAAGGGACUCUGUGGGUCAAGACUGGAUAAAGGCAAAGGAUGAAUUGAAGACGAUCAAUAAAGACAUGACAUAUUAUAUGGCAAAAGCUAAGCAUUGGGAAGAGUCAGCUAUCAAGACGCAAACUGCAUUAAAAAUGCGUUGGGCGGACGUAGUCAAGCUUAAAGACCAAUUGGGGAGAGCGGAGAUUGAAAUAGUCAACACUAAACAUGUGACUAAAAUACAUGAAGAGCAAAAAGUAGCGUUGAAUGAUCAUAAGGUUGAAGCAGAAGCAUUGAGAUCUAAGCUGGAAAAAGAAAAAUUGAAGACCGCACAGCUUAUAGAAAACCAGAAAAUGAUAAAGCAGCAUAAUCAAACAUUGGACAAUGCUAAUAACUUUUUGUCUAGAAACAACUUGAUUCAUACUGAGAGGAUAAGAGAACUACAAGAUCAAAUUGAUAGAGCAGCUGCAGAAGCCCAUUUAUUACGAGUGGAAGCUCGCCAAGUAGGAGGAGACAUAAUGAAAUAUCGAAGAAGCAUGGAUAACACCGAUCUUUUUUUAAGAGCAAUAGCUACUAAAGGCAGUGUUUUUUCUCCUGUAAUAGAUUAG
Molecule: messenger RNA, 2038 nt
Organism: Populus euphratica (Euphrates poplar)
Lineage: Eukaryota; Viridiplantae; Streptophyta; Magnoliopsida; Malpighiales; Salicaceae
Exons: 2
Coding region: 47-2038 (663 amino acids)
Source: RefSeq, a predicted model, not a curated record